Messenger RNA from Coprinopsis cinerea okayama7#130, 2034 nucleotides. RefSeq lists its product as hypothetical. The record is from RefSeq and is a predicted model, not a curated record. Lineage: Eukaryota; Fungi; Basidiomycota; Agaricomycetes; Agaricales; Psathyrellaceae. Bases 1 to 2034 code for a protein of 677 amino acids. The transcript is spliced from 5 exons.
AUGCCGCCCAAGAAGAAAUCAAAAAACCCAAAGAAGAACCCCGGCGCGAAUGACGACUCCGACUUCUCCAACUCAGGCGACCCUCCCCCAACGUCCAAGGCUAAGUCCAACACCGCCCAGAAGAAGAAGGCCGCCAAAUCAACCAGCAAGGGGGGUACCUCCAAGAAGGACAAGCAGGCAGCAAGAAACGACAGUGAUGACGAGUCUGAACACCUGAAGGCGGCUCCUAAGAAGAAAGCCAAGCCCGCCACGAAGGGCAGUAGCUCUGCCACGACUACCAAGAAGGCCACCCAGGACGAGGAAAGCGAUGUCGCCAUGGGCGAUUACGACUACGAUGACUCCCCCUCAGUUUCAAAGAAGACAGCCAAAGCCACUACCGCCUCGGGCUCGAAGUCUGCCUCUGCCAAACCCGCCAAAUCGCAAACACCGCAGAAGAAGAUUUUCAAGGGCGAGAAGGGGGGGCAUGGAUCCGAGAAGAAAUCAACUAAGAAGUACCGUGCACGAUGGUAUGAUUCAAUCAGUCUCGAGCCGAGCGCCCUUGCGAAGUUUGUGGCUUCCACAGCUACCGUCAAACACAUCCCAAAGCCUCCUGGAGAGCCUGGAGAGCCUGGUGGAGGCGGAUAUACAAUUGAGACAAAGGUCCGGCUAGACCGAGCGCGUUAUGGAAAACAUUUCCGGCGAGAAUAUCUCGACAUUCAGCAAACCAUUCGCAAUUUCUGUAGGGCUGCUAAACUUCCUCCGUAUGCGCUUCUCAAGGACCAGGACCUCGCAACCAUCGGAAGAAUCAUCACGAUGGUGGCACUUAAACAUCCUUACAUGGAUUCUCGACAUUUUCCCAACCACUGGUCCAUUGCUGCAAUGCUCAAGACAUUCCUUCGGGGCCAAAGAGCAGGUGUUCGCAAGAAGGAGAAGGAGUUGGGCGAUUCAAUUCUUGCAGAGCAGGGCGAGGACGGUUCAGACAUUGACGACGAUGAAGAAGAAGGGAUUGACGCAGAGGGUCACCCCACCAAGGCAGACAUCCUCAAGGCAUUCAGUGCCAACGCUGAUAGCGACUAUGAAGACGAUCCCACUGAACCGGGGCAGUCAAAAAAGGGAAAGCAGCCCUUGAAGACGACUAAACCAAAGAAGAAGAACGCUGCCCCUGUUGUCGAGGAGGAGGAGCAGGACAAGGAGGACGAUUACGAAGCUCCUCGACCCAAGCCGAAGAAGAAGGCCGUGUCCAUCGUUGAAGAGGAGGAGGAGGACGAAGCUCCUCGACCCAAGCCAAAGAAGAAGGCUGUGCCCAUCGUCGAAGAGGAGGACGACGACGAAGCUCCUCGACCCAAGCCGAAGAAGAUCGUUCCCAUUGUCGAAGAGGAUGGCGAUGACAACGAAACUCCUCGACCCAAGCCGAAGAAGACCGCUCCCAUCGUCGAAGAGGACGACGACGACGAAGUACCUCGACCCAAGCCGAAGAAGAUCGUUCCCAUCGUCGAAGAGGACGACAACGACGACGAAGCUCCUCGACCCAAGCCAAAGAAGAAGAAGACCGCUCCCAUCGUCGAAGAGGACGACAACGACGAAGUACCUCGACCUAAGCCGAAGAAGACCGCUCCCAUCGUCGAAGAGGAGGAGAACGACGAAGUACCUCGACCCAAGCCGAAGAAGAAGGUCAUCCCCGUCGUCGAAGAGGAGGAGGACGAGGAGGAUGAGGCUCCCCGACCCAAACCCAAGCCAAGAGGAAAGGUGAGUGACCCUCGCCUCGACGAGAAUGACGCCGGCGAUAGUUCCGGUGUCUCACCUGUGGCCAAACGCAAAUCGGCAACAACGGACGACUUCUUCGACCUCUCUCACAAUCGGAAGAAGCGGAAGUUGCCAUCCAUCGCGUCGACUCCAUCAACUCGAAGCACCACCCGAAGCUCAGUCCAAGCGGGUUCAAAGGCAGUGGAGUAUUCUGGGGAUGAAUUUGAAGUCGACACCACCUCGGUCUCUUCAAAGGCUAGGGGUAAACAGAGGGCACAAGACGUUGACGACGAUAGCGAGUUCGAGUCCUGA